Messenger RNA from Pelobates cultripes (western spadefoot toad), 670 nucleotides. The record is from the annotation of a GenBank genome assembly. Lineage: Eukaryota; Metazoa; Chordata; Amphibia; Anura; Pelobatidae.
AUGUGCUCAACCAGCACUCAAGGCGAGCAGGUGGAGGCAGAGAAUCGACUGGACAAAGCUUUCUGUCAAGCCUUCUGGGAGAAGAUGGUAGCUCUUCUGUCCCCAAAAACCCCAGAGAAAGGGCUUGACACCUGCCGCGCAAUCUCACAAGCAUACCCAAAAGGAAGACCAUGCAGAAACCUCUAACAUUGGACCACACGGAAAAACUGAGCCAGCGGGAACCCACCAAAGACAGGGGACCAGAGAUCCGUCAGGCAGCAAAAGGAGCAAGAGGGCAGCUGCCUGGAACCUGGAAGUAUCCAUACCGAGGCGCAUUAGCCUACUCACCCGUCACCCUGGAGCCCGCAGAUACCGGCUAAAGACACACGAUGCUACAGCGAGAUCCCCCUGCUACAGAUCAAACCGCAAAGGGAGACUGCAACCAAGCAGAUGGCACCUGAGGGAGCGCCCCACGAGCUCCGAACCAAACACCACUCUGAUCCAGCCCAUGCCUGCCGGUCAGCAACAGCGAAGACGGAAACACACCAGGACACAGACUCUCAUCGAGAUAACAGGGGCAAACCCAAGUAUACAGAGAGGCCCACCCUACCAAGCCACUGUAGGCUGGGAAAGCCGGCAGCAUCCCUCCUGGGUACGGGACUAUGCUUACACCCUGGACGGCAUAGGUUAA